AUCGAAAUGUAAAAGGCUUUUUCAGAAUGAAGUUAUCAGCGUGACCCGGAAGUAAACAGCAGCGCGCGGCGCUAGCAGCUUGUAGCUAGCUUGUGUUCAGAGACCGGCGGCGAUUUUGUCUGGACAACAGUGACGUUUUUGGACCCAAAGGAGGAUACGAACUGUCAGUUUCGAGUGAAAAAGCAGCGUAAAGAAGGUGUUUGUGGGAGUUGGAGCUGAAGAUCGGAGCAGGAACCAUGUCUUCCCUUCAGUCUCUGAGAGAGUUGGAUCAGCGAGCGACUAGCUGCUGCUGCUGAAGAAAUCUGCAGACUCUGUGAAGGAACCGUCUUCCAGUACGAGCAGGAGCUCUGUCGUCAGCGCAGACUGCUGGAUGUCAUCUGGAAACCACAGCUGCAGCUACACCACAUAGUCCUCCCCCAGCAUUGGAUGACUGAAGAGGAAGAUCUUUUCAAGCAGCAGAGGAACUUCAGAGUGGAACAGGAGGAACCAGAACCUCCACAGAUUCAAGAGGAACAGGAGGAACCAGAACCUCCACAGAUUCAAGAGGAACAGGAGGAACCAGAACCUUCAGAAACUAAAGACGAACUGCAGGAACCAGAACGUCCACAUAUGAAAGAGGAGCAAGAAGAGCUCUACAUCUGUCAAGGUGAAGAGCAGCUUGAUCUGAAGCAGGAGACUGAUACAUUGAUGGAGAUUCCUACUUAUGAGGAAGAUGAGAACAGUGAAGCAGAUCUAAACAAUCAGCAAAGCUUUAUUGUAACUGAUAGUCAAGAUGAAGAAGGAAACCAACAUGAAGAACCAACAUCAACUACAGAUGAAGAGACAGAUCCACAGAAAAAAGGUCAGAGGAAGAGAAGAGACAGAAGUCAUGUCCAAAGUAUGGACAGCUUUCACAUGUCAGCAGGUCAGUGUGACAUCAACUUGGAGGAAAUAACAGAAAAAUGUGUUCAUGACAAAACAUUAAGAAAAAUUGCUUCAAAGAAGAAAUGGAAAAAAAAAGAGAAAACGAAGAAGUACUCUUGUCAAGAGUGUGGAAGAACUUGUACAACUGCUCAAAGUUUGAAGUAUCACAUGUUUACCCAUACAGGAAAAAGGCCUUAUUCCUGUAAAAAAUGCGGCAAAAGGUUUGUUCAAAAGUCUCAUGUUACGUGUCACAUGUUAAGUCACACCGGAGAGAAGCCUUAUUCCUGUAAGGAAUGCAACAAAUGUUUCCGGUAUAGUUCUGUGCUCACUCAUCACAUGUAUACUCACACAGGAGAGAAGCCUUAUUCCUGUAAGGAAUGCAACAAGGAUUUCAGAAAUAAAACUCAUCUCUCUUCUCACAUGCUAACUCACACCGGAGAGAAGCCUUAUUCCUGUAAGGAAUGCAGCAAAAGUUUCACUCAAAGGUCUCAUUUAACAUCUCACAUGUUAACCCACACUGGAGAGAAGCCAUAUUCCUGUAAAGAAUGCAACAAAUGUUUCCGGUAUAGAUCUGUCCUCACUCAUCACAUGUUAACUCACACAGGAGAGAAGCCAUAUUCCUGUAAGGAAUGCAACAAGGAUUUCAGGAAAAAGUAUAAUCUCUCAUCUCACAUGUUAACUCAUACCGGAGAGAAGCCUUAUUCCUGUAAGGAAUGCAGCAAAAGUUUCACUCAAAGGUCUCAUUUAACAUCUCACAUGUUAACCCACACUGGAGAGAAGCCAUAUUCCUGUAAAGAAUGCAACAAAUGUUUCCGGUAUAGAUCUGUCCUCACUCAUCACAUGUUAACUCACACAGGAGAGAAGCCAUAUUCCUGUAAGGAAUGCAACAAGGAUUUCAGGAAAAAGUAUAAUCUCUCAUCUCACAUGUUAACUCAUACCGGAGAGAAGCCUUAUUCCUGUAAAAAAUGCAGCAAAGGUUUCACCCAAAGGUCUCUUGUCACACGACACAUGUUAACCCACACAUGGUAGAAACAGCUUUGUAUUUCCAGUCCAACAAUCAUUCCUCCUUUUCAGGAGAAAUAAUUGCAGGUAUCACAAAAAAUAAAUAAAUUACGGGUAUCACUGUAAGCUUCAUGUUCUGUGAUAAAUGAUUUUUGUUUACAGAGGUUCAUUUUUUAAGGUAAAGUAGACCUGUGUUUAAAUUGAAGCAGGUUAGUUCAUUAGAGAAAGUGUUUUUUAAAUGUUCCUAAAUAACUGUUUUUUUUGCCAUUUCAGAAGCACCUUGUGUGUGUCAAUUCUGAACAAAAAACUUUGGGGUUUUUUUUGUUAGUUGCUUUUAGGAUCCUGUUACAAAGUGUCAAAUAAAAGACAAUAUUUGUUAGUUUGUAUUGGAGUUAAUAUGAAAUAAUAUUGUUAAUUAAUUAAUUUUGAAAUGAUAACCAAGUCAUAGAUCCAUCAACCGUUACCUGCUAGCUAGUUUACCUUUGUCUACACCUGUGUUUCCAAGUGAAGCAGGUUAGUUCAUCAGAGAAAAUAUUUAUUAAAUGUUUCUAAAUAAAUGAUUUUCAGCUGUUUCUGAA
Molecule: messenger RNA, 2483 nt
Organism: Oryzias latipes (Japanese medaka)
Lineage: Eukaryota; Metazoa; Chordata; Actinopteri; Beloniformes; Adrianichthyidae
Biological process (GO): regulation of transcription by RNA polymerase II
Molecular function (GO): RNA polymerase II cis-regulatory region sequence-specific DNA binding; DNA-binding transcription factor activity, RNA polymerase II-specific
Source: RefSeq, a predicted model, not a curated record